CUCCCGCCCCCCACCUUUCCCCUUUUCUCCUCCUCCCCUCUCCAACCUCGGGGGCCUGUUCGGUGGGAGGGGUGGGUCAACGCUCCGCUCUGACGAGAAGCCGUCACAGCCCACAGGCGCUCAGCGCCCCAACCAGCCGUCAUGCCCCGGACCACCUCGCUGCCCGCUUUUCUGCUGCUUCUUUUGGGCCUCGCCGCCCAUGUCGUCACGGACUGUCCUUCAUCUACCUGGAUUCAGUUUCAAGACAGUUGUUACCUUUUCCUUCAAGAAUCCAUCAAAGUAGAAAGCAUAGAGGAUGUCAGAAAUCAGUGCACUACCAUUGGGGCAGACAUGAUAAGCAUACAUAAUGAACAAGAAAAUGCUUUUAUACUGGAUACUUUGAAAAAACAUUGGAAAGGCCCAGAUGAUAUCUUACUAGGCAUGUUUUUUGACACAGAUGAUGCAUGUUUCAAGUGGUUUGAUAAGUCAAACAUGACAUUUGAUAAUUGGACAGAUGAAGAGGAUGAUGAAGAUCUAGUGGACACCUGUGCCUUUUUGCAUACCAAGACAGGUGAAUGGAAAAAAGGAAAUUGUGAAAUUUCUUCUGUGGAAGGAACUCUAUGUAAAACAGCAAUUCCAUAUGAAAAGAAAUAUUUAUCAGAUCACAUUUUAAUAUCAGCUUUGGUGAUUGCCAGCACAGUAAUUUUGACAGUUUUGGGAGCUGUUGCUUGGUUCUUAUACAAAAGGAAUUUGGAUUCUGGUUUCACUACGGCUUUUUCAAAUGUGUCCCAGUCAUCUUAUGAUGACGACUGUGUUCUGGUAGUUGCAGAAGAAAAUGAGUAUGCUGCUCAAUUUGAUUAAGAUUUUUAGAAAUCUCAGAUUAAGACAAAUACCUUAACAGUGUUUCCUAUGCAAGACUUUAGUAUAUAACAAUAAAUAUUGUUUAUGUGUAUAAAUAUAUAUUCAUAUUUCAUAAACAUUGACUAUUCUCAUGCAGUGUCACAAAAAAUAAUAUGGUUAUAAAACGUUUUUAAAAAGGAAUGAUAUACAUUAUCAAUGGUUCUUAACUAUUUCCCAAAAUAUACCUUACACUUGAAUAAGGAAAGCGUAGAGCCCAAAUUACAAAUAAAAAUAAGAACCCAGUUUACCCAGUCUGUGCAAUAUUUCCCCACCCAUUUAGUCUACUUACCUUAGCCUUAGUUCCUUACAUUCACGAAUGAGUGCCUACGUUAAGCAAGAUACAGGAAAUAAACCUGACUUUUAAUGACUGCUAAACAUUUAGACCUCUAAUAUUUGUCUUAUGACUUAGAUGUAGAAAAAUUUUAGAUUUUAACACAUUUUCCACACUUUACAAUUUCAUUACAAAACUUUAACUUUUAAACAAAAUAAGUUGCCCAACCAGAGGGGUGUGGAGGCUGGCAGUGAAGGUGAUACCUUUAUCAGUGUCCCAUUAAUUCUUUUUUCCUGUCACCAUACCUUUAUCUAUAUAAAGUAGCUCAGCAUUGAUAAACUAUUAUCCAAUGACAUGAAAAUUAAGAAGAAACUGCAGCAAAACAUUGUAAUUAGUGUUGUGAUUAUAAAAACAUUAUAAUUAGUGUUGAAGUGUCUUUGCUGUAUUUAGAAACUUCGAAGUUUAAGGAAAGCAUUCUUGCUAGCUCACACCCAUCAUCUUAUGAGUAAUACUUUUCUGAUGGGGAAAACAAGUGACCCAAGUUUGGCCAAUGGCAACAAAGUCCAUUUCACCAGCCACUAUGAAUCGAAAAUGUCCUUCAUCUAAUUACUGGCAUUUUUGUUUUUUGGUAUGAAUAAAGUGACACAAGUCCAUACUGUGUUGUUAUAUAUACUAAGGAAGCAAAUACUACAAAGUCAUAUACUACAACUAUGCUCUAAAACAGCUUUAAGAUCCUGAGAUCUUGUGCGAUCAAGAUGUCUAUUAUUGAAUUUUUUUUUUCAAAGAUUUAUGCAGAACUGGGGUAUAGUCCAUUGGUAGAGGCAG
This is a messenger RNA of Condylura cristata (star-nosed mole), 1975 nucleotides long. RefSeq names its product CD302 molecule (gene CD302). Bases 142 to 840 code for a protein of 232 amino acids. The transcript is spliced from 6 exons. Gene Ontology annotation, molecular function: signaling receptor activity. Lineage: Eukaryota; Metazoa; Chordata; Mammalia; Eulipotyphla; Talpidae. The record is from RefSeq and is a predicted model, not a curated record.